UUAACAUUCACACAGCUCCUGCCUUCACAGCCUCACUGGGGGACGGUUGUGUUCUGCUGGAGGGGGCAAAGAAAGGCUUCUUGUAGGGAAGGUUUUUAUCCAAAAUACCAGCAUGGAACCAUGAGAAGGAAAAGCAGAGUAAUGCAUGGAAGGGCCGCAGAGAAAAUUAACCCCUCUUCUCUCUCUGAUACAACGUAAACUAAAGAAGAAGAAGAAACCAAAACAGCCCAAACUCACUCUCUCCGGGAUUCAGCUUUUUUUACUUUUUUCCUUCAUGGGACAUCUCUAAACCGUCCCCCAGGAAUCCUUCAUUAAAUGAUUUGCUUUUUUUUUCUUAUUAAAUCCAGAAAAAAAUAAUUACGAAAAAAAACAAACCCCACUGAUGAUGAAAUUCUGAGGGUGUCACGCCAAACUCGUAACAUUAAUAUAUUUUUUUCCAUGCCAAGUCAUUUAUGUGAAACAUUGAGAGGUUUAAAUAUUUAUUAUAAUUAUAUUCUCCCCUAAUAUAUCACUGUUUUGGUUUUUUUUCUCCAUUGAGCAGCAAUUUUUUUUUUAACUCCCAGGGAAGGUGGAGUAAAGAGAAGAAUUUUCAUGUUCUAAUUUAUCUGAAAAAGAAAAAAAAAAAAAGAAUAAUUUGCCGCUUGUUUGAAGAAAUUGGCGUUAGAAUGAGUGGAGGGAGAUUUGAUUUCGACGAUGGAGGAGCCUACUGCGGUGGGUGGGAAGGCGGCAAAGCCCACGGGCACGGGAUCUGUACUGGUCCGAAAGGCCAAGGGGAAUAUUCUGGUUCCUGGAAUUAUGGCUUUGAGGUUGUUGGGAUUUACACCUGGCCCAGCGGGAACAUGUUUGAAGGAUACUGGUCUCAAGGUAAAAGGCAUGGACUGGGGAUCGAAACCAAAGGACACUGGGUGUAUAAAGGUGAAUGGACUCAUGGCUUCAAGGGACGGUAUGGAGUAAGGCAGAGCAUGAGCAGUGGAGCAAAGUAUGAGGGGACGUGGAACAACGGCCUACAAGACGGAUAUGGGACGGAGACCUAUGCUGAUGGUGGAACAUACCAGGGACAAUUCACAAAUGGCAUGCGACAUGGAUGUGGUGUUCGACAGAGUGUUCCCUAUGGAAUGGCAGCAGUGGUUCGAUCACCUUUGCGCACCUCCUUGACAUCUCUACGUAGCGAGCACAGCAAUGGGGCACUAGUACAACAUGACAACAUAUCUGUUUCUCCAGAUCAUAUUGUAGCUCCCACCAUCAAUCGAGGGGGCUUUGCACUCUCCCUCUAUGCUGACACUGAAUCUGUCAAGGGCCAGAAGAAGGGCCUUUUCCGAAGAGGAUCACUAUUGGGUAAGCUUAAAAAAUCAGAUUCAAAGACUUCUCUUUCCUCUCAGAGGAGCAAGCUGAGCUUCUUGAAAAGUGAAAGUGGGGUGAGUUCAGCUGCAAGUGAUGCCAACUCUACCGUGAGCUUUGGGGAUGGCACUGAAUCAGAAGAGUUUCCACCAGUUGAGUCAGAUAUUGAUGCAACCACCACUGAAGUCUACAUGGGAGAGUGGAAGAACGACAAACGAUCUGGCUUUGGAGUGAGUGAAAGAUCCAGCGGGCUGAAGUAUGAAGGUGAAUGGCUGGACAACCUAAGGCAUGGCUACGGUUGUACCACGUUUCCAGAUGGAAAGAAAGAGGAAGGGAAGUACAGGAACAAUCUUUUCAUAAAAGGAAUGAAAAAGCGGGUAAUACCUCUGAAGAGUGCGAAGGUCAGGCAGAAGGUUGAUAGCUCCAUUGAAGGAGCGUUGAGGGCAGCUGCAAUUGCCAGGCAAAAAGCAGAAAUUGCAGCUUCCAGGACCACUCACGCUAAAGCCAAGGCUGAGGGAGCGGAGCAGGCGGCACAAGCAGCCAAUAAUGAGUCCAGUAUAGCAAGAACCAUGGCGAGGGAGCUGUCUCCAGACUUCUACCAACCAGGGCCAGAAUACAUCAAGAGAAAGCUGCUUCAGGAAAUUAUAGAAAAUGCAGAACAAAUGGAUCACAAAGAGUCAACAGUUCCAGCCAAUCAAGCACCACAAGCAACUCCUUCAGAAAGUCCCCUGCUUCAUGUGAAGCAGACCUCAAAACGUGAAGUCUCCCCAAUGCGGACCCCUUCACCUACCUCUGCGGAAUCCCCUCCAGAUGCCAAAAAGCCUAAACAAAGUUCCAAGAAAGAGAAGGGACUGAGCCCCAGCAACUGGAAUGGAGAUCAGAACCGUGCAGGAAGUAGAUCCAUCACCCCUUCCAACAUACCAGUGCAAGGAAACCAUAAGAAAUUGAUGAACAAAUUAGAAAACAAAUUGUCUGAUGCUGAUAUUGAGUUCCAUAAGGGCUAUCAUAGCUAUGCUGUUCGGACCUCCCCAGUGACUCCUCCACUGGAUUAUGAGGAGCAAGCAUUCCCAUCGCCAAAAGCAACUCCUGAAACUGGAACCCCAGAUAUAAAAGAACAAGUGAAGGAUGUUGUACCAUCUUCCUCAAAAGACCAAGAUACAAAAGCAAAAACAGUCCCCAGGAGAUCAGAGAUCGGCAGAGAGUCUCAGCUAAAGCCAAAUGAUGAGCACAAGUCAGAGGGAAGAGAAGAGAAGACACAAUCGAAGACCUUCUCCACGUCUGACUCUAAAAGUGAUAUUUACGAGACCAAGUCAGUCCAGAAGCCUGAGCCUAAAGCAGUCCAAAAACCUGAGCCUAAGGCGACACAGAAAGCAGAACAAAAGGCUACACCAAAACCUAAUGUGCCAAAACCAGAGACAAAGGCAGCACCAAAAACCACCCCACAAAAACCUGAACCAAAGUCAAUGGCAAAGCCUGAGUCUAAGGUAUCACUGAAGGCUGAAACCAAAAGUCUGGUUAAAAAGGGAGUCCAGGUUGCAGCGGUUACAAAUGUAGAGGAGGAGAUCGAAGAGAGACCUGAUACAAUCAUGAUCUGUAUGGUAAUUUUAUUGAAUAUUGGAUUAUCCAUCUUAUUUGUACAUUUACUGACAUGAAGUUAAGCUGAAAAUAUUGAAUGGCAGCCAUGGGUUCUCACGAGCAGCCUUUCGGCUAGACCACGCGUGAUGAUGUCAAAAUCUACAUGACGGGCGAUGAAGCAGCGGCAAGUCAUCAACAACCGAUUUAAUCUUCACCGCUCCUUAUUCGCUUGUUGUAUCGAAUCGAUGAGACCUCCCACCGCGCUCAGAUGCUAAGUUGGUUUUGUUUGGAAAGAGAAACAUUGAGUUAGGUUGACCUACAUCACUGACAAUACACAAGGAAUUUUCUUUUUUGUAACCUGUGAAUUCGAGCACUCGAGAGAAAAAUAUACCUUUUCUUUUUUCUUAAGAUACGAGUACGUAUGUGUUAGGCGCUCCAUAAAUGGAACCAUUAAACGCAGAUAAAAACUUAUCUUCAGAGAGACCCUAGAUCCAUUUUACUCUUUGGCUAUUUGUUCUAAGUUUAAGAUGUUGCUGACAAUUUGUUUUUUUUGUGUGUGUGUGUGUGUGCGCCGGAUUUAGCUGUAGGAAUCAAAUGUUCAUGGAUCAGUUAUUUUCGAAGGCAGGGUGCAGCUAUAUAAAGAUCGGUAUUUAGCACUCUCCGGUUUAAAACCCUUAGUCUUCAAGGGAAACCAAUGCAAACAUUAGGAAUCAACCAAUGAAAAUCAGAAUAGAUACAAAAUGUAAAAAUUAUAAAAAAAAAGCCCUCAGUUGUUUUUCUGCAUUUUUGUCGUUUUAAACAUUUCUCGUUUUAAACAUAUCUGAGCUCCUUUGCACCUGUUUUUAAAAAUGGCUGCUCCAUUAUGAACGUCAAUCAAUUUUGUUUACACUUUUAUUUCUAUAAAUCCAUAAACACACACGCAAUCCACCCCCAUGUCUUAAAUAUAGACUUUUUCUGCUAUAUUUUGCAUGUGAUAACGGCUUUUUUUUUUUCCUAAGGGGAGUGCACAUUUUUUUUCUGUUCAAGAUUUCUGCAGGCUGUGAAACGUCUACAAAGAAAAGUCCCUGCUCAUAGUAGUUCUGCAUCUUCCGCUUUUGUGUAUUUAUGAAUGUUUGGCCCCUCCUUGCACAAACAUGGUAAAAAAUAGAAUUACAAAGGGGGGAGUCUUGUAAGUAUGUUUUUUUUCUGUUAAAGUGGCAGUAUGCCCCCCAUAAAAGCAAUGAAUAGAGCUUGAGUUGAACAAACUUUGCCUUAUGUUUCAAUCAUGAGAAUUCCAUGUUUUAGCAAGUGGGUAUUUGAAGCUCCUCCAUGUUUGGUCCUUGUAAGGCACAGUGCCGGGCCAUGGCGGCUGGUCGCCCUAAGCAACAACGAACAAGCGCGCGCGCACAUGCACAUGAUCAAGCCAGCGCGCUGCAGAUGCAUCCAUGCACGUGUACACAUGCAUGGUGGAGCACAAGCGGAUUGAAUUGCUGCUGCCAGUAGGACCACAAGAGUCCGGACUAGGGGGAAUCCGGCAGAAGAGGUACCAUGCCUGGCACCCGUUCAACUUUGCUCCCUAGGCCGUGCCUCUUCUGGCUACCUCUAGUUCCGGCCCUGGCAAGGCAGAUGAUAAAAUUACCAGUAUACAAUCUCUGCCUUCAUCUUUUGUUGUGACUAUUUUGUUAGUAGAAGUUCAUUAUGCAGGGGUGUUUUCUGUUCCCCUGUAAUCUAAUCUUCAGCCUCACAAGGACCAAACAUGGAGGAACUUAAUUUUCCCUGUUUACAUAUCAUUUUUGUGAUUAAAAUCACAGGCAAAAACACAAACCCUGUUCAUUGCACUCAUGUUGAACACAGGGGUAUGGUGCCAUUUUAAUGGGACAUCAGAUUUAUUGAUACUGCCAAAUAUGUUUUGGACAGAGCAAGACUUUGGAUGAAGCACAAGGUAUUUAGUGGUGUUUUAUGCUAUUUAUUUAUAACUUGUAGAACAGGGAUUCUUAACUAGGUUGGGAUCUAAAAAUGGGCCUCCAUUGGGUGGGUCUUCAGGAUAGUCAUAAUAAAGUGACAAUCCCUGUUCUAGAGGUACCUGGAAGGAAUGUUUGUUAGACAUUACCCACUGUGAAUAGAGCCACACGAAUUCUAUCCAUGAAAUCGGGGUUCACGUAUGAAGGAGCUAAAGUUGUUGUGUUAUUCGCAAGUGUAUUUGCUUCCCUCUUGGUCGAACGUGUCUGCAAAUGUGUUUGCUUAGAGUUCCCAAUAAAGUGCUGAGACUGACCCUCUGA
Xenopus laevis (African clawed frog) is the source of this 5171-nucleotide messenger RNA. RefSeq names its product junctophilin-2 (gene jph2.S). Gene Ontology annotation, cellular component: membrane; sarcoplasmic reticulum; junctional membrane complex. The record is from RefSeq and is a predicted model, not a curated record. Bases 666 to 2990 code for a protein of 774 amino acids. Lineage: Eukaryota; Metazoa; Chordata; Amphibia; Anura; Pipidae. The transcript is spliced from 6 exons.